AUGGCGAGCGGUGAUCGAAAACGGUCUCUGCAGCUCAACAAGCGGGAUAAGUUCUAUUCGCGGUUUGUGCCGCCGCCGGCUCACAAGCCGCCGCCACAGCCUGGACUUCCGCGCGCUGGACUGCCACAUGAAUUAGACAGGGAUAGCAGUUUAUUGAGAGCAGCAAGCAACUAUUAUCCGGAAGGUGAAGGUGAAGGAGGAUGUAGUGAAUUUCCUCCUCUCAUGCUACACAAGUCCUGGACGAAGGGAGUGCCGUACAAGGAUGGAUUCGACCACGCAAAACCAUCUGAUUCUAUAGGAAAUUGCUAUUCGGUUACAACUAAAACUAUGCGUGGCAUCAACAUGCCACCAAAACGCCGCGCUCCACCUGAUUUGUACGGACCUAUUGGACCAAACGGUGAGCUGCAGUUCCCACCGCUAAAGCCUUGGGCUGAAAGAGAGAAGGAGAAGUUGGAGGCUCUUAAAAAGCAGCAGGAGAAGAAAAAGCUACCCAAAGGACAUGUACUAUUAGAGGACUUAGUAUCUGGUGCGUAUGAAAGAAGAAAGGCUGCAGCAGCAGAAGCGAAAAGGAGACGAAUUGAGAAGAAGCGUCAGGAGAAGGAAGCUGCAGAAAUAGCAGCGCAGGAGGCAUUAAAGAAGCAUUUAGCGAGAUUGGCAUUUGAACUUCCACGUGAUCCUGACGAGCAAAAGGCCGAAAUGUUGAAGAUCACAAAGGAGGAGCAUUUUAAAUAUAUACACCCUAAAGAAUUGGAGAGGAUACAAUAUUACAUGACCACGUCGCUAACCGACAGGCACAUAUCAGAGUUCCCUCAAGAGCUGUACCAGCGAGCUAAGGCCGCCGUCGACAAGCAGACAGCCCCCAUCAAGAAACGUCUGAUGAUACUUUUAUACCAAGCGUGCGUGCGGCAGAGCGAGACUGAAAUAAGGGAAGCCUUUGUGACGGCAAUGAAAAGGUGA
Parnassius apollo (apollo) is the source of this 957-nucleotide messenger RNA. The record is from the annotation of a GenBank genome assembly. NCBI's taxonomy places the organism in Eukaryota, Metazoa, Arthropoda, Insecta, Lepidoptera, Papilionidae.